AUGUCGCUGAGAUACGGGCUCAAUAGCCAACUAACUUAUAUUGCAAGUAGAACGAAAUACAAGAAAUCUUUAUUAGGUACCCGAUUUCAAUGUCUCUCUACCCGCUCAACAGUCCCACGAGUUGCUGAAACUUCAAUAUGGACGGCGAUGAUCCCAAAAUUUCUCCGCCCAGGCUGGCGAACCUCGGAGCCUGGCAGUUCAGAGAAGAAACGGAAUCCUGCGACUUACUUUGUCGUUAUGUUUAUUCUUGUUGGCUCACAAGCCCUUCGAAUGGUUCAAAUCAAAAAUGAUCAUGGGAAUUAUGUCAGAAGUACCGAGGCGAAGAUAAGGUUGUUGAGGGAGGUAAUUGAGAGGCUCCAGCGAGGGGAGGAUGUCGAUGUGAGAAAGCUUCUCGGAACGGGAGACGAAAUUGCAGAAAGGGAGUGGGAAGAGGCUAUCCGAGAAAUCUCACAAGAAGAGCCCAUAUCUCAGCCAAAUACGAAACCUUUGCCCAAACCGGGUACAGAGCCAACAACGCAAAAUGACAAGGGUGCGGACACCACACAUCCCCCAAAGCAGGCAAGAGAUUCGAACCAAAAUGAACUGAAGAAGCGCACCGCCAAGUUUUAUUAG
Messenger RNA from Ophidiomyces ophidiicola, 612 nucleotides. RefSeq lists its product as uncharacterized. Bases 1 to 612 code for a protein of 203 amino acids. The transcript is spliced from 2 exons. Lineage: Eukaryota; Fungi; Ascomycota; Eurotiomycetes; Onygenales; Onygenaceae. The record is from RefSeq and is a predicted model, not a curated record.